CUGAGAGAAGAAAAGUUACAAGAGGAAAAAACUUCUGAAGACCAAAUCCACAAACUAUUGCCAGAGGAUACAGAAACAGGGAAAAAGAAAAUGGAUGAACAGAAAAAAAGAGACGAACCAUUAGUACUGAAAACAAAUCUGGAGCUUUGUCCUGCACGUCUCUCAGAUUCAGAGAAUGAAGAACCUUCUCGAGGCCAGAUGGCACAGACACAUCGCUCGGCAUUUGUUUCCAAGAACAACUCAUACUCCUUAGCUUUCUUGGCAGGGAAGCUAAACUCUAAAGUGCAGAGGAGUCAGAGCUGCAGUGACACAGUUCAGGACAGAGUAAAGAGCAGACUCAGAGCAGCUCCACCCAACAAAGCCAAGGUCACAACUAUGACUCCAGCCUCCAAUCCCAUCAUUGGUGUGCUCUUGUCCACUCAAAACAACCGCUGCCUCUCAGCCCCUGACUUAACCAUCGAAAAGCGCCUGCCCUUUAGUUCCCUUUCAUCCUUGGCUUCCUUGCAUAAACCAGAGCGCUCUAUCAGCCCUGAGAGCAAUGACAGUAUCUCUGAAGAGCUAAACCAUUUCAAGCCCAUUGUCUGCUCUCCAUGCACUCCUCCCAAGAGACUUCCUGAUGGCCGUGUACUGAGUCCCCUCAUCAUCAAAUCAACCCCUCGCAACCUCAGCAGAAGCCUACAGAAGCAGACUUCUUAUGAGGCUAGUCCACGGAUCCUCAAGAAAUGGGAGCAGAUCUUUCAGGAGCGGCAGAUCAAAAAGACCCUUUCAAAAGCCACUCUCACCUCCCUGGCUCCUGAAACAGGAGAAGACUUACCAAGUUCUGAAGGUAUGCAUUCUAGCAAGGAGAAGCCCCUUCUGGCUUUAAAUACAAGGCUGUCCAGUGGGCAGGUGCUCUCCGAGUACACUGGACCCACCUCCACUGACCUUGAGUAUUUCCCCUCUGGUAGCCAAACAAAAGUAGAACAGGGCAGUGAUAAAAAAAGAAGCACUGAGGUCCCACUGGAAACUUGCUAUUCUUCAGAACUCAGAGAAGCCAGUGGGGCUUCUUUAGAAGGACAACAAUUUGAGGGGUCAGGGUCAACCCCAGAUGCUAUGUCAGACAAGACCUGUAUAAGCACAACCAGGAAAAUCUCGACAGUUAACUCAGUACUACCCCAAAACAAUGUUUUGGGUGGGGUCCUCAAAACAAAGAAACAGCUAAAGGCAUUGAAUCAUUUUGACCUAGCUAAUGGUGUCCUGGUAGACAGCCUAGAUGAGGAACCACUUCCGUCUUUGCGUCGGGGCCGGAAAAGACACUGUAAGACCAAGCACUUGGAACAAAACGGCUCCCUAAAAAAACGGCGACAAACCAGCAGUGAAGGGGGUCUGGCCCCAAAAGACCCAGUGCUGCGGGAGAUGGAGCAGAAAUUGCAGCAAGAGGAAGAGGACCGGCAGCUGGCUCUGCAGCUACAGCGCUUGUUCGACAAUGAGAGGCGGACUGUGAGUCGGCGGAAAGGAAGUGUGGAUCAGUAUCUCCUACGGUCCAGCAGCAUGGCUGGGGCCAAGUAGCAUUUAAUGAACAGUGUUAACUAUUUUAAGAGGUCUUUGGGCCUUGAUCAUUUAUCCAGAGUUGCUGAGUGUUCUCUCACAUUGGGUUUCUUUUCAUUGCAAAACAUUGUCUAAUAAUGGUUCUAAGAGGUUUCAAGGUCUUGAUAAAGUACGAGGAACUGCAUCUCUGUUCUCCCUGACCCAGGCCAAAAGCACUCCUCACACGGAGUGACCCACCUCUGAGGCUUCUGGGCUAAGUUUGGUGGCACUCACUUGGAAUGAGAUUUGGAAUGACCUUAUUCAGGAGAAUAAUGGCCAGAGUUAGAAAUGGUUGAGGAAAGAGAGGAUACCUUCUCAAAGUGAUAGACCUCCUGACUUCUUUCAACAGGGUAUUGUCUUAAAUCAGCCUUGCAGAUAAAAAAUUAAUUCGUCUUUUUUCCAAAGUGGAGCAGUGUAGUAGUACUUUGAAAGGUCCAAAAUGAUAAAUUUUUACGUUCUUUCUCUUUCCCCUUGCCACAAGUAGCUCUACCUACCUAAAUCAGUUGAGCAUAUGCUUCUACAAGAUCACAUUCACAGACAUUGUUUAACUUGGUCUUCCUAAGAGACCUAAUUUUUAACAAUGGAACUGCUGUGCACACGUUCAGGUUCUCUCAACUAAGUGGCAUAGCCCAGACUGAAGCUAAGUAUCCUGGCAACAAAUCCCAUGGAUUUCCUACACGCAUGGGUUGUACGAAUGAACUGCAAUCCAAGGGUAUGCCAGGGUUAUCUAGAGAAAGCUGGCUGGGCAUUGGCAUGUGCCCAACAGUGCAUAACCCACCUGCAAGUUGUUAAGAUUGAUGGGCUGUGUAAGCAUAUGCUGUGCAGUUCUCCCCCUUUCCCCAUUUACAGUCUUCUGUUUUCCUAGGGGUUCCAGCCUGUGAGACGAACUGCAAUGGGGCUUCAUUAUUACUUUCCACAUGGUAGUGGUUAUCUGCAAUGUUGAUCUAAAAUCCUAAAAAAUUGCCCCAAAGUCAGGUAAAGAACAAUGCUGAAACUCCAUACUAUGGAAACAAGGUAUCUAGCUGGAUACAGCUGGUAAAUUCAGUCCCAUGGACCUUUGGGGUUUACUUUUUAGCAGCUGACACCAUGUGUCUUUUGCAUCCUUAGUGGUGCUUGGUGCUUCUGCCCUUCUGGGCUCAUUGAGAAUAGGGAUCAGGUUGAUUUUAGGGAAUCUCAGAUGGGCUGGCAUUCCCUUAGUAUGAACUGUUACCAUAGUCAUGUGACUGGCAUUUUAACAAACCUUCCAGAGCUUGUAUACCCCAAUGUAUGCCGUCCCCCUUGAGUUGCCCCAGCAGGAAUUGCAGUUUUUCCAGUGAUACUGCCUUUGGUCAAAAUGUUUCUGAAAUUCUCCCCUAAGUCUAGAAACAUCUAGAGACGUAGGCUCACUCCUAAAAUGUUGGAACUCAAGGGACCUUAAUGGUUAUCUGUUCUAACCUCCUCUGUUCACUAAGGCAGAGGCCGAGGCCCAAAACAGACUCACUGGUCAAGGAAGUACAUAUAGCACCUUCUUCUCAGGGCAGAUCUUUAAUCUUUUGGAGGUAUAGGAGAAGAAAAUUUAAAUGUGGAAUUAGUCAGAAGCUAUUUGAAGCCUCUUGAAGAAAGGUGGGUUAUCCAGAGGGUUAUAAAUGUGAAGUAGUCAGAGCCAUUUUCUCCUUCAGCUCAUUGUUCCCGGACAGUUCCCAAAGAGGAGUCCAGCGAUGUCAGGCGCAUUGUGGUCAUCACUGAGAUAACGAGGAGUCUUUAGUGACUAUUCUGCCUGGGAAUCAUCCCUCAGCUGAGUGUAUGUAUGCUGAGUGUUUGUAUUCCCUGUGCGUGCAUGUGUGCAAAUUAUGUUUUAAAAACAUAUGCCAGUCUCACACUUUAUAUUCACACCACUUCAUUCUAGAUCCCACGCAAUUUACGGCCUCUGAGAGGUGUUAGAGGUCAUAUUAGUGGCCCAAAUAGAAGAGCUGGCACUUGGCCUUCAGAGGCUAGGGAGAGUGACCUUACUAAAUGCUCAAUAGAGAAAACUUACCAGUUUUUGCCAUUUUGUGUCAUCCCUUUUUGAUCUUAGUAAAUAUUAUUGGAAGACAAAUAUUAUUGGUAGUAACAAAGACACUUAUUUUUCCACUUCUCACCUUUUUCUAUAUCUCCAGUAAUUUAAAAAACACUUUCAGUUGGAAUUGAUUUUUUGGUAAAAAGAAAAGUAUUUUUAAUAGAUGAAAGAUACAUAUUUUAAAUAUUUCCCCAAGUUAAUACUUUCAUUUUAAGAACGUUUACAGCAUUAGCAACAAGUUUAGGCUUCGGGUUCAGCGUAAAAAACUAUUACUUGCUAAGAAAAUAUUCCAAACACUAGAUCCAGCUUAUUGACUAUCCCCUAUGUACUUACUGUUAUGUCCAGCAUGGUAUAGACAGGUAUUUUCCACACUUCCAGCUGAGCAGUAGUCCUUCAAAUAUAGGCAGAGCAGUUUAGGUUAAGGAGAGAAGCGACUUAAUCUUUACUCUGCUUGGCUUUGGAGAAGGAAAAAAAAACUACUAAGGUAUUAUCUGCAUUUUAAGAUGUUUCUGGCCAGGUGUGGUGGCUCACACCUGUAAUCCUAUUUGGGAGGCUGAGAUUGGGAGAAUCAAGGUUUGAGGCCAGCCUGGGCAGAUAGUUUGUGA
Castor canadensis (American beaver) is the source of this 4206-nucleotide messenger RNA. NCBI's taxonomy places the organism in Eukaryota, Metazoa, Chordata, Mammalia, Rodentia, Castoridae. The record is from RefSeq and is a predicted model, not a curated record.